GGAGAAACAAAUAAAUUGGAGGAAGGAAUCAUGGUUUCCAGUUCCACCAUCACCAACACCUAAGAAAUGCGGGAUUUAAGCUGCGUCUACAAACAACAGAGUUCCAAAAAUAAAUAAAACCCUAAUUUUCCACCACAAGUCUCUGAAGAUUGGUUUGCCUUGAUAUACACGCUUCUUCUCUUUGGUUCGAAAGCUUUUAUUCAUCUCCUUGACAAGGUCUAUCUUCUUCUUCUUGUCAUAAUAAUUCAUGUCUGAAUUGAUAGUGUUAAGCCUUGCUACUACUCAGUCUUCUAAAAUAUUGAAUCGUGCGUUGUUCGUUAGGCAUUACAGGUCGUUAUUUGAUUUCUGAAUGAUGGCAACGCCGUCUAGUACAGGGAAAACGAAACCAGACAACCAAAACCUCACCAGAUCAAGAUCUCUUGGCAGAAAGCCAAAGCUGGCACAACCAUCAGAACCUGAAACGAGCGCAGAUGGUUCUGGUCGGAAACCAGUUGAGAAGAAGUCUUUGCCCAAUUAUCUGAGACCAACAAUCAGCUCGAGACCUGACCCGGUCAAAUUCUUGAAGAAGAACAACUCUGUCGAAGACAAGCUUCUUCGUAGACGUUCGUUUGAUCGUCCAUCUUCUUCUUUGACCUCUCCAUCAACUUCACCAUCCCAGAAAUUUCUCAAUACCUCUCCUCUUGCACGCCCACGAGACAGAACAGUUGUUCCAAGAGAGAAGCCUGUCACUGGUCUGCGCUCUACGUCAUUCCAUGGAAGCAGCAGAGGCGGUCUAAGAGGAAGCAGUUCGGUGGCUUCGAGAGGAUCUCCAGGGGUAAAGAAGAGUGGUCUGAGCGGUGCUAGUUCUUCCAAGAACAAAAAGGAAGGUUCUGAGAAUGUUCCAAAGAAAUCUUCGGGUAAAGAGAUGGCCCCGGACUCUUCUCCUGUUGCGCCUCCUCACGAGGAUGAAGAGGAGAUUAUCAAGGUUGUACAAGUUUCUGACAACAGAGAAGAACCGAAAGGAGACAAAGACCAGGUUGCACAACCCGAUGAAUCUGUGGAAGAGAAGGAGAACCAUCCACUGGAUGCCUCCACAGAAGAAGAAAAAGAGGAGCUAAUCAACGAGAAUACAACAGAGGAGCAGAAAGAACCAGAAAACAACAGUGGAGACAAGGAAGAAGUUGAAACGAAGGUUGUUGAUGAGGAGGAGACAGUUGUUACUCCAGAUAUGAAAGAAGCUGCGGAUGUCAAAGAUACUAAGGAAGAGGAAGAAACAGAAGUUAUAGAAGAAACAACAGAAACAAAGGGUCAUGUAGAAAAUUUACCAGAGGAAGGAACAAAGAAGGAAGUGGUGCAAGGGAAGAAAGAAUCUCCGACAGCCUACAACGAUAUAAUAGCAAGUAAGUUGCAAGAGAGCUCGAGGAAGAACAAGGUCUUGGCUCUUGCUGGAGCUUUUCAAACCGUUAUUGACUAUGAAACGGCUGCAUCUAAGUGA
This is a messenger RNA of Eruca vesicaria subsp. sativa (arugula), 1474 nucleotides long. NCBI's taxonomy places the organism in Eukaryota, Viridiplantae, Streptophyta, Magnoliopsida, Brassicales, Brassicaceae. The record is from the annotation of a GenBank genome assembly.